UCAUCUAUGCCCGAUGAACUCUUGAGAGCCAACCUGGUGCAGGCUCUUCUCGAAUGUCUCCUCUACGGCAUCUACUUCGUCAUCUUCACACUAACCGUCCAUCUUUUUGUCGGUCGACAUGGGUUUCCACCCAAGACAAGACCGGCACGGCUUGUGCUUGCUGGACUGACGCUUCAAUUUGUAGUGAUAACUGGUCACUGGGUGAUCACGCUGUACCGCACAAUCUACGCUAUAGGGACUCUCGGUGGUGCUGUGGCAUUCUACUCUGACAUGACACAGCCGGCGUUCAUCGCAAACAUCGUCUUCAUGGUCACCAGCCAUACGAUCACCGAUGCGUUUGUGCUUCAGAGACUAUACGUCUUAUCCUCCCGCGACCGCCAGAUAAUUCUGUUUCCAGCCGCGUGUCUUGUUGUGCAGAUAGUAUCAGCGGCCGGAAUUGUCGUUCGAGCUGUGCUCGCUGAGCGCGGUGAAGACUACCUCUCCUUGUCAAAUAGUUGGCUUGCCUGCAAGCUGGUGACCUCGAUAAUAAUCAGCAUAUAUAGCACGAUUACAAUCUUUGCACAGCUGAUGUGGAUGGUGCGGGCAUUCCCGAUGCAAACGCGCAACGCGCAGCUGCGGUCACUCCUCGCCAUCAUUGUCGAAAGCGCUGCGCUGCAACUAGCCCUCACCAUCCUCAUUCUCGUCGCGUUCCAAGCACAAUGGGUCGCGGGCAUUUUUAUUUCGACAGGCAUCGCUGGGGUCACAUUUGGUAUCUGUACCGUGCUGCUACACAUGCGCAUUGGCCUAGGGUGGGCCAAGGACGACGAAACGGUCGUCGGCUCGUACGCCGCAUCGACCAUGAAACUUUCAACGCGGUCGGCGAGUGUCAGGAAAUUCGCGAUUGAUGAGGAAAGUCAGGCGAAUCAAAUAUUCACAAACGGAACGAAGUUCGGAGUUUGUGCUUAUGGGUGA
This is a messenger RNA of Mycena indigotica, 951 nucleotides long. RefSeq lists its product as uncharacterized. NCBI's taxonomy places the organism in Eukaryota, Fungi, Basidiomycota, Agaricomycetes, Agaricales, Mycenaceae. Bases 7 to 951 code for a protein of 314 amino acids. The record is from RefSeq and is a predicted model, not a curated record. The transcript has 8 exons.